Psylliodes chrysocephalus is the source of this 1568-nucleotide messenger RNA. NCBI's taxonomy places the organism in Eukaryota, Metazoa, Arthropoda, Insecta, Coleoptera, Chrysomelidae. The record is from the annotation of a GenBank genome assembly.
UGGCAACACUGGUGGUUAUACAAAAAUGUAAAUUCUGUGGUUAGUUAUACAAAAAUGUAAACAAUUUUGAAUUUAAAAUUGAAACUGGGUUUUUUAUAUAAUUAUGGAUACUACAAAAAAAAUUAAACAGUGGAAGGCUUUUGAUUUUGGACCUUUAACAAAAAAAGAUAGUCCAAAAUCCACUUAUUCCUCUAAAGAAAUAAAUGUAUCUAAUAAAAACAUUUCAAAACCGUUUGUCGUGAGAAAAUCUUUCAAUUUCCAUGAAAAACUAUCGCCAAAAUCUAUUUCCGAACUUGCUGUACAUCCGAAAAAAAUUCAAGAAGUCGAAGAAUGGUUUAAAUGGAAUGUCUGUCAGAAUAAAUCAGAAACUUCAAAAUUCCUUCUGUUGUCAGGCCCUACUGGCUCUGGAAAAACAGCUACAGUUUCAGUAUUAUGUAAUAUUCUUGACAUUUCAAUAUCUGAAUGGGUAAAUCCCAUAGACCAAGAAUAUGAAUAUAGAGGAAUGAAACAAAUCGAUUAUUUCAUAGAAUUCCUUUCAGAAUCUAAAUAUAAUUCGCUGUUUGAAACAUCUCGUCGUAAUAGAAUAACAUUGGUCAAAGAUUUUCCCAACAUUGUGAUACAGAAUCCUGAGCAAUUUUUUGAGAUUUUGGAGUCUUGCAAGUAUAAAACUAGACAACCGAUUAUUUUCAUAUGUACAGAGGCAAGCACUGCCAGAUUGAACUUACAGAGAACCUUAUUUCCAGAUGAAAUUUUACAAAAAUUUGAUGUAACUCACAUUAGUUUUAAUGCAUGUGCACCAUCAUUGAUGAAGAUAGCUCUGAAAAGAGCUCAAGAAUUGGUAAAAUCAAAUUCUGAUAUAUUUAAACAACCAUCCUCGAGAAUAAUAGAUGCUAUCUUAGCAUCUGCAGAUGGAGAUAUCAGGAAUGCGAUGAACCAGUUUCAUAUGGCUACUUUAUUAGGUUGUGAAGAUUUACCAAUGACGAAAAUAAAAUCUGAAGAAAAAUCGACGAAACGAAAACGUCCGAAAGACGAACACAAACUGAAUUCGAUGACGAAAGAUCAGAAUUUGGGCCUGUUUCACGGCUUGGGCAGGGUGCUGAAUCCUAAACGAAGACUCAUAGGCACGUCCUGGCGGCUGAGCCACAACAUAGAAACGUUGGUCGACGAAUUUUCCGGCCAGCCCCAAACGUUCGCUUCGUUUCUAUUUGAGAAUUAUUUAAAGUAUUUUGGCGAUAUAACUGAUGUCGCCAAAUCAGCCGAGGUUUUGAGCUAUUCUGCGAGAUUUUUUGAGAAUUGGGAGAGGAACGAAACGUUGGUUUUCGCUUUGUGGAUAUCGGUAUUGGGGCUGAUGAUUUUUAACGAGCACCGGGUGUCCAAAUGGACGCCGAUUCGAGCACCGACUAAAAUAAAAACCAACAGGAUUCAAAAAGAAUUGAAUGUGGAGCUUAAUCCUGAAGAUUAUUUUUAUUAUAAUAUUAUUAAAAAAUCAGAUAAAUACCAUAGGUUUAAGUUAGAAUCUUGAAUUAUAUUUUAUUUAAUUAUGUUUAAUAUGGAGCAUUAAAUGAUUU